Molecule: messenger RNA, 1564 nt
Organism: Lucilia sericata (common green bottle fly)
Lineage: Eukaryota; Metazoa; Arthropoda; Insecta; Diptera; Calliphoridae
Product: aquaporin-like
Biological process (GO): transmembrane transport
Cellular component (GO): plasma membrane
Molecular function (GO): water channel activity
Source: RefSeq, a predicted model, not a curated record
UUGUUUUCAGCAACUAUUCGCGAUUUAACAACGUUCGUGUAAACAACGUAAAAGUCAAAUUGAAAAGUUAUUUCAAAUUAACCUAAAGUGACAGUCCAUAUAGUUUAUUUGUCAGACUGACUGUCUGCUGUCUGACACAAGUACUUGUCGAAUUCAAGUUCAAUUAUUAAAUUUUCGAUUUGUAACCGUAAUAUAAAUUUGAUAAAUUGAUCAUUCAUCAUUUUUAAAAAAGAAAUCAACUCAUCUUUAUUAAAACUCUGUGGUUUAUUUUGUGAAUAUCUUACAUAUUGGUAGUUGGUUUUCCAAAAAAAAAAAACUAUUAUUAUUGUGUUUUAUUUAAAAAAAACUUACUUUCGUUUUUCAUUCAAUCAAUGUCGCUGCUGCUGUCUCUAUUAUUAAAUAAUUGUCAAUUAUUCAUAUCAAUCUCCGCCUAAAAAAUAAAAACUCAAAGUGAAAUUACAUCAAAAACUACUAAUUUUGGCAAAUUGUAUUUAAACGCCUGUUUGAGCUUGAAGAGUUCGUUACAAACUUGAUCGUGUUACUUGAAUCUUAAAUUUAAAGUUUUAUUUUGUUUUAUUAUUAUUUCUUUUUCAAAGUAAAGCACCCACCUUAAAUUAUAAAUACUUUCUUUUAACAUUAAAUUAAAAAGCUUUAAAUUAAGAAAAAAAAAUAACAAUAAAAAAUAAAUUUAAUUUCCUAAAAGAAACAAGUGUUUAAAAACUAAACAAAAAAAUAAACAAUAAAAGACUUAUCGGCGGUUUAAAUACAAAAACUCACUGAACAAAAGUAAUUAAAUCUGUUGGGAAAAAUGGUUGAAAAAGUUGCAAUGUCAAAAUUUGUGGGUGUCACCGAUAUAACGGAAAACAAGAAAAUAUGGCGAAUGUUAUUCGGCGAAAUGAUUGGUACCUUUCUAUUGGUAGUAAUCGGUGUUGGCAGCUGCACCGGUGGUAGUGAUUAUUCGCCAACAGUGCCACAGAUUGCGUUCACAUUUGGUUUAACAGUAGCAACAUUGGCACAGACUUUUGGUCAUAUUAGCGGUUGUCAUAUAAAUCCAGCCGUUACUAUUAGUUUUGUAAUUGUUGGCGAAAUGAGUGUUUUGAAGGGUAUUUUCUAUAUCAUCGUACAGUGUGUGGGUGCUAUUGCUGGUGCUGCAGUUUUAAGUAUAGCCAUACCAGAGACUAUAGGCGGUGUUGGUCUUGGAGUUUCUUCUAUGGCACCCACACUGGGCGAAGGUCAGGCGGUAUUGAUUGAAGCUUUAAUUACUUCUAUUUUGAUUUUAGUUGUCAAAGGUGUUUGUGAUCCGAAACGCCAAGAUGUUAAGGGUUCAGCACCGUUGGCAAUUGGUUUAGCUAUUGUGACGGGUCAUUUGUGUGCGAUUAAACUCACUGGUGCCAGCAUGAAUCCAGCUCGUUCAUUUGGACCCGCUGUUGUACAUAGCAUGUGGACGGGACAUUGGGUUUAUUGGGUCGGGCCCAUAGUGGGCAGUAUAAUAGCCGCCAUUAUCUAUAAAAUCUUUUUUCAAGUACGCAAAGGUGACGAUGAAAGUGAUUCCUAUGAUUUUUAA